Molecule: messenger RNA, 2502 nt
Organism: Microthlaspi erraticum
Lineage: Eukaryota; Viridiplantae; Streptophyta; Magnoliopsida; Brassicales; Brassicaceae
Source: the annotation of a GenBank genome assembly
AUGAGAAGCCAUGGAAGCUGGCGUAAAGUGAAAGAAGCGAUACGUUUCUACUCUUCUUCAUCUUCCUCUGCUUCAGGUCUCUUGGAAUUUGUAAAUGUAGAUUUUCCUUCUACGAUAGGAAUUCGAGGAAGGCGCGAAUUUGCCAGUCUCUUGCAGCUUCGUGCGUCGGACGAUCCGUUGAUCUAUCACAAUGUAGUUCAUGGUCAGAUCAUCGUUUCGGGUUUUGAGUCAGAUACGUAUCUUAGCAAUCUUCUGAUGAAAGCGUAUUCGGAAGCUAACGGUAUGGUUUAUGCACGGAAGCUGUUCGAGAAAAUGCCUGACAGAAAUUUGGUUACUUGGUCUACUAUGGUUUCAGCCUGUAACCUUCAUAGGUUAUACGACGAGUCGUUGAAGGUUUUCAUAGAAUUCUGGAGAACUAGAAAAAUCAGCCCGAACGAGUUUAUUUUGUCGAGUGUUAUCCAAGCUUGCUCUGGAUUAGAUGGUGAUUGUGUACGAUGGAUGGUGUUUCAGCUUCAAAGUUUUCUUCUCAAGAGUGGGUUUGAUCGGUAUGUUUACGUUGGUACACUGUUGAUUAAGUUUUUUCUGAAGGAAGGUGAUCUCGAUUACGCAAGGCUCGUGUUUGACGCUUUACCGGAGAAAUCUACAGUGACGUGGACGACUAUGAUCAGUGGGUACGCCAAAAUGGGAAGAAGCCACGUGUCAUUGAAGUUAUUCUACCAACUAAUGGGAGGUAACAUUGUUCCAGAUGGUUACAUCCUUUCGACGGUUCUAAGUGCGUGUUCAUCACUUUCGUUUAUCGAAGGUGGGAGGCAGAUUCAUGCACACAUCUUAAGGCAUGGACAUGAGAUGGAUGCCUCACUGAUGAAUGUGCUUAUAGAUUGUUAUGUGAAGUGUGGCAGAGUUACAUGUGGUCUUAAGCUAUUCGAUGGGAUGUGGAAUAAAGACGUGACUUCGUGGACCACAAUACUGUCUGGAUAUAAUCAGAACUCUCUUCAUAAGGAAGCCAUGGAGUUGUUUUCGGGAAUGUUAAAGAUUGGUUUGAAGCCAGAUGCGUAUGCUUGCUCUAGCAUACUCACGUCUUGUGCCUCACUUCAUGCUCUGGACUAUGGAAGACAUGUUCAUGCUUACACUGUCAAAGCCAAUCUUGGCGAUGAUAGCUAUGUGACUAACAGCUUGAUCGACAUGUAUGCGAAGUGUGAUUGUUUGACCGACGCGAGAAAAGUUUUCGACCGUUUCGCUGCUGCUGAUGGAGUUUUGUAUAAUGCAAUGAUUGAAGGUUACUCGAGACUUGGGACACAAUGUGAGCUACAUGAGGCAGUGAACAUGUUUUGUGAUAUGAGGUCCAGAUUGAUUCCACCUAGCUUGUUGACUUUUGUUAGCCUUCUACGUGCAUCUGCUUCUUUGAAAAGCUUGGAACUUAGCAAACAAAUCCAUGGGUUGAUGUUCAAACAUGGAGUAAACUUAUAUAUGUUUGCUGGAAGCGCUUUGAUUGAUGUUUACUCAAGUUGCUACUGUCUCAAGGAUUCUAGGCUCGUGUUUCAUGAAAUGAAAGAGAAAGAUCUUGUUCUGUGGAAUGCAAUGUUUUCACGUUAUGUUAAACAAUCAGAGAACGAAGAAGCUCUCAAUCUGUUUUCGGAACUACAGAUAUCAAAAGAAAGUCCUGAUGAAUUUACUUUUGCCGACAUGCUUAAAGCAGCUGGUAACUUGGCAAGUCUUCAGUUGGGUGAAGCGUUCCAUUGCCAGGUUAUGAAAAGAGGCUUGGAAUGUAAUUCAUAUAUCACAAAUGCUCUACUAGAUAUGUAUGCCAAAUGUGGAAGUCCCGAAGAUGCUUACAAGGCUUUUGAUUCAGCAGCUUCGAGAGAUGUGGUUUGUUGGAAUUCUGUCAUAUCAUCUUACGCGAAUCAUGGAGAAGGAAGAAAAGCACUUCAGAUGCUGGAAAGAAUGAUGAGUGAAGGAAUAGAGCCUAACCACAUCACAUUUGUGGGGGUUUUAUCAGCGUGUAGCCACGCUGGUCUCGUGGAAGAUGGACUUGAGCGAUUCGAGUUAAUGCUUCGGCUUGGAAUUGAACCAGAAACUGAACACUAUGUUUGUAUGGUAUCUCUGUUAGGCCGUGCUGGUAGAUUGAACGAAGCAAGGGACUUAAUUGAGAAAAUGCCGAUGAAACCACCUGGUAUUGUAUGGAGGAGCUUGUUGAGUGGAUGCGCGGUGAAGGGUAACAUAGAGUUGGCUGAGUAUGCAGCUGAGAUGGCUAUUUCGUCUGAUCCAACGGACAGUGGAUCGUUUACUUUGCUUUCUAACAUGUACGCGUCGAAAGGCAUGUGGGCAGAUGUGAAGAAAGUAAGAGAAAGAAUGAAGUUUGAGGGUGUGGUGAAAGAACCUGGACGUAGUUGGAUUCAGAUUGAUAACGAGUUUCAUAUAUUUCUGUCCAAGGAUAAAUCUCACCGCAAGACGAAUCAGAUUUAUGAAGUAUUAGACGAUUUGCUUGUGCAGAUCAAAGAGUGA